UGUGUGGAGCAGCUGUUUCCGGGUUCAGCGGUGCUCGCUCUGCCCGCGCUGCGGUUACGCGCUUCUCGGCUGGUUGCGGCGCUCGGGCCUCAGGCUGCACCAUGGACGUGAACCAGCCCAAGCAGGAGCAUCUGCUGGCACUGAAAGUGAUGAGGUUAACAAAACCUACCUUAUUCACUAAUAUUCCAGUGACUUGUGAAGAAAGAGAUUUGCCAGGUAAUCUAUUUAAUCAGCUCAUGAAAGAUGAUCCUUCUACUGUAAAAGGAGCUGAAGCUUUGAUGCUAGGAGAAAUGCUGACAUUGCCUCAAAAUUUUGGAAAUAUAUUUCUGGGAGAAACAUUUUCCAGUUACAUCAGUGUACAUAAUGAUAGUAAUCAAGUUGUCAAGGACAUACUGGUGAAGGCUGAUCUUCAGACAAGUUCUCAGCGCUUGAACCUUUCAGCUUCUACUGCUGCAGUGGCAGAACUUAAACCUGACUGCUGUAUUGAUGAUGUGAUUCAUCAUGAAGUGAAGGAAAUAGGAACACACAUCUUAGUUUGUGCAGUAAGUUAUACUACGCAAACAGGAGAGAAGAUGUACUUCAGAAAGUUCUUCAAAUUUCAGGUGCUCAAACCACUAGAUGUGAAAACCAAAUUCUACAAUGCAGAGAGUGACCUCAGUUCUGUGACAGACGAAGUGUUUCUGGAAGCUCAGAUUCAGAAUAUCACUACCUCUCCAAUGUUCAUGGAGAAGGUUUCUUUAGAGCCGUCUAUUAUGUACAACGUUGCAGAACUGAACACAGUUGACUCAGCAGGGGAGAGUGAGUCAACUUUUGGCUCAAGAACUUAUUUACAACCUAUGGACACACGUCAGUACUUAUACUGCCUGAAACCAAAGCAGGAAUUUGCAGAGAAAGCUGGAGUAAUAAAAGGUGUGACCGUGAUUGGCAAACUAGAUAUUGUAUGGAAAACGAAUCUAGGUGAGCGAGGAAGACUGCAAACUAGCCAGCUCCAAAGAAUGGCUCCUGGCUAUGGUGAUGUAAGGCUUUCUCUGGAGACAAUACCUGACACCGUAAAUUUGGAAGAGCCUUUUGAUAUUACAUGUAAAAUAACAAAUUGCAGCAGUGAAAGGACUAUGGAUCUGGUUUUAGAAAUGUGCAAUACUAAUGCCAUCCACUGGUGUGGAGUUUCUGGAAGACAACUGGGAAAACUACAUCCAAGUUCCUCACUCCGUCUUGCACUUACACUAUUGUCUUCAGUGCAGGGAUUGCAAAGUGUUUCUGGCUUAAGACUUACCGACACAUUUUUGAAGAGAACAUAUGAAUAUGAUGAUAUUGCACAAGUCUGCGUUGUUUCUUCAAAAGUAAAACAAGAAAGCUGAAGAAACAUUUUAUUUCUGCUGUUUGUUUUUUGGACCAAUUUCUUGUGUUUCUGCAGUUGAAUCAUACUGUAUAGAGGAAAUAUCAUGUGUAUAGAGGAAAUAACCCCCCGAUACAUCCAUACACACAAGUUGCUUAUUUAAUUUCUCUGAGAAUUUUUUGAAUGUUUUAAAAUCUUCUGAAAAGAUGCAUGUGCAUCUCAAUAAAAAUAAAGCCUUUGAAUAAAGUAUAGCUCUAGCAAAUUGUAUUACAUUAAAUGUUGUGCAAGGGUAAGGACUGACAUGGGAGUUUCUUUGAAUCUACUUACUUAAAAUAGCAGCACACUGUAUUUAUUUUUGUUUUUGUUUUAUUAUUAUUUUUUAAUUAUUAUUUAAUUUUAUUAAAUUGUGGUUCAGACAAAA
This is a messenger RNA of Coturnix japonica (Japanese quail), 1757 nucleotides long. RefSeq names its product trafficking protein particle complex subunit 13 (gene TRAPPC13). Gene Ontology annotation, cellular component: TRAPPIII protein complex. NCBI's taxonomy places the organism in Eukaryota, Metazoa, Chordata, Aves, Galliformes, Phasianidae. The record is from RefSeq and is a predicted model, not a curated record.